AUGGCUGAGGCAGCUGCUUCCAAGGCAGACAAGCCUGAGAAGGAGAAGACGGAGAAGACGGAGAAGACGGAGACCGCCGCGUUUGUCCUGCGGCGCUGCGGGUCAACGCCAGUGCCGGGGGUGCUGCGCCCGGCGCCGGAGACCUUCAGCGUGCGCCACGGCCAGCGACUCGCCUUCGGACGCGAGGACACCUGUGACGUGGUGCUUCGACAUCAGCACGUGUCCAAAGUGCACGCAACCUUCGUCCUGCAGAAGUCCCCAGAGGGCGUGGGCCACAUGCUGCUGAUGCAAGACGGCUCCUCCAACGGGACCUGGAUCAAUGGGGCGAAAAUGACGCCAGGCAGAUUCCAACAGCUGGAUGCGGGCGACAGGAUCUCCUUCUUGGCGCCCACGGAGAGCCUGGAAGAAGAUCCUGCCACCUGGGAGGUGUGCGUUGGGUCUGCGCAAAGCGCUGCAGAAGCGAAGCGAACUCCUGACGUGAGGGUAGAGAAGUUGGAGAAGGUGAAGCCCAAGCAAGCCGCGGCCAAAGAGAAGGAGAAGGAAGCUCCCAGGCAAGCUGUGGCGAAGACUGUGGCGGACAGCCGAGAUGUUGCCCGCGAGGGCACAAAGCAAGUGAAGAAGCCGCCGGCGCCGGUCAAACCGCCGACGACGCCGGCGACGGUCAAACCUGCUCCGGCGCCAUCCCCAGCGCAGGGCGUGCCGCAAGGCGAGCCGCAAGCGCGGCCCAAGCAGAAGCGGAAGAUUGUGAAGGAGAAGCCCACCAACGUCAACGGCAAGCGCCCGGCCGAAGCCGCCGAAGCCGCCGAAACCGCUGCCGACGCCGCGGCGGCGGGCGCGGCUGAGGGCGCGCCGCGGCCCUCGAAGCUGCGGGCCGCUGCCAAGACGACGCAGAGGCGGCCCUUGGACGCCUUGGACGCGGAGGCCAUGGCGGCGGGCUACGCGGCGCUGGCGGCGGCCUAUGCGCAAGCGGCGGCGGAGGAGGAUUUGCAGGUGGAGGUGCCCGUCCUCGCGGCAGCCGCGGCCUCCGCCGCGCGCAUGGCCGAGCCCGACGGGAGUCAGAAUGGCACCGCGGCGAAAAGCGCCCAAGCUUCGGGGACAUGA
Messenger RNA from Effrenium voratum, 1101 nucleotides. The record is from the annotation of a GenBank genome assembly. Lineage: Eukaryota; Dinophyceae; Suessiales; Symbiodiniaceae.